GAGAAAGAUGGAAUGACGCAAGCCUAAAAAAAGCGCGCAAGUAUCCAAACAUUCCAAACCAAACACACAGUUGUAAGACGAAGAAGCUGCCGUAGCGGAGUUUGGUCGUCAUUGUGCGAAAAUGGCGGCCGUGUUAGACGAAGUCGGCAAGUCAGCUGAAAAGCAGGUGGACGAGGAGAAGAACGAGAUCGUUGACGUGGAAGAGGAAACCGGCGCCGCCGAAGCUUCGAAGAAGAAGAAGAAGAAGAAAAAGAAGAAGAAGGCCGGUGCUGGAGAAGCCAGCGCAGAUGUCCCGGAAGGGGAAGACGACAAAACUAAAGAUGACGAUACGGUGGCCGAAGGCGCAGCAGAGACGGCUGAGAAUGACGGCGAGAGCGAAGAGGUGAAGAAGAAAAAGAAGAAGCGCAAGCCCCGAAACAAGGGUGGCGCAAAACAACAGACCGAUCCGCCUAGUGUUCCCGUGUCGGAAUUAUUUCCGGAUGGCAAUUUCCCCAUAGGAGAAAUAAUGGAUCAUCCACCUGCCGCCGGGAUAGAUCACAGAACGGCAAAGGAUCGUUUCACAAGCGAGGAGGCGCGCGCCCUCGACCGUAUGCACAAUGACAUUUAUAACGAGGCGAGACAAGCCGCCGAAGCUCAUCGCCAAACCAGAAAGCAUAUUAUGAAAUGGGUAAAACCGGGAAUGACCAUGAUAGAGAUCUGCAACGAAUUAGAAGAGACUGCUCGAAAAUUGAUCGGGGAAGACGGUCUCAAGGCUGGAUUAGCGUUCCCAACCGGAUGUUCCCGCAAUCAUUGCGCGGCGCAUUACACCCCGAACGCUGGCGAUCCGACCGUUCUUGAGUACGACGACGUCACCAAGAUUGAUUUUGGGACGCAUAUUAACGGUCGUAUUAUAGAUUGCGCUUUCACCCUGACGUUUAAUCCGAAAUACGACAAGUUGAUCGAAGCUGUUCGCGACGCCACCAACACCGGUAUCAAAGCUGCGGGUAUUGACGUGCAGUUGUGCGACGUUGGCGCUGCCGUUCAAGAAGUCAUGGAGUCCUACGAGGUUGAACUGGACGGGAAAACUUAUCUGGUGAGAUCGAUUAGGAAUCUGAAUGGCCACUCCAUUGCGCCGUAUCGCAUUCACGCAGGAAAAACCGUACCAAUUGUCAGGGGUGGCGAAGCGACGCGUAUGGAGGAAAACGAAUUCUACGCGAUUGAAACUUUCGGUUCCACCGGUAGAGGUAUAGUUCACGAUGACAUGGAGUGCUCGCAUUACAUGAAGAGCUUCGACGCCGGUUUCGUGCCAUUACGAUUACAAAGCAGCAAGUCUCUUCUCAACACCAUCAACAAGCAUUUUGGUACUUUGGCUUUCUGCAAACGCUGGUUGGAUCGUGUUGGUUGUACCAAAUAUCAAAUGGCGCUAAAGGAUCUUUGCGAAAAGGGCGCCGUAGAGGCGUAUCCACCGUUGGUAGAUGUCAAAGGUUGCUACACCGCUCAGUUCGAGCACACUCUCGUCCUGCGUCCAACGUGUAAAGAAAUUAUUUCUCGUGGAGAUGAUUAUUAAAUUUUUUUUUUUUUUGUGUUUCCAAUUUUACACAAUUUCUCAAGCUACAACGCGCAGAACUAAACAUGUGAAAAAUUAAAACAUUACAAUGGAAAACUUUUUUUGUUUUCCCUCUCUCUCUCUCUCUUACUCGAUUAAAGAGAGAAGAUCGAUCUAUUCUCCGAAAUAUACAUUUUGAACAAUCGAGAUAUGCUAUCAAGAAGUAUUAUAAAACAAUGCGUGUGCGAACACACACGCGUUUUGUUUUGCUGCUGAUAAGCAAAAAUUAAACAAACGCGCAUUUAUCAAGACUCAUUUAUUUAGAUAAUCGCUCUUAGCAGCGAGAGUUAAAUCGAGGUUUUGUUUUCACAGGAAUUAUUGUUGAUUAUCAGAACGCAAUUGAUGAUUUAAUCUUAUCUUUUACGUAACACGCGAUGAACAUGUGAAUAAGAAUCAUCGCUACAAUAUAACAUGUUACAUAAAUGUUUCCAACGUAAACAAAUGGUUUCUGUAUUAUUAUAUGCGUGUCAUUGAGGAAGUUUGUUUUUUUUUUGCACUUGGGUUUUUUUCUUGUUUUAGCGAUGUUGGAUUUUUUCAAAAUAUAUAUUAGCUUACACUGGUUCGCAUUUCUCUGUUGAUCCUUUUUUCUUUUUUAAAGAUAUUUUUUUAUAAAUUACACUUUGGAAAAAAAAUGCUCUGUGUUCGUUCAUCUCGUAACGUCCUUUUAUUCGUUUUCUUUUACACGAUGAAAUGAAAAUAAUACUUAGAGUUAAAUAUAUAUACUUGGAAUUCGACUUAUUCGACCUUGUCCUUGCGGUCCUUGAAUACAAACAAUUAAGUGUUGGAACGUAGUCCUAGCAUAUACAUGUGACAAUUGUACAAAACAACCUAUUCAUCUCUGUGGCUUCUCUUUGAGUGUGAGAAUUUAUAUUUUUCCUCACGCUUUUAAGCGCGAAUUGUGUGUUAUAAAACAUCUCGUGAAAUUGGUUUUUAAAUUAAAAAAAAAAAAAAAAAAA
This is a messenger RNA of Pseudomyrmex gracilis, 2541 nucleotides long. It is a transcript of the gene und, whose product is annotated as methionine aminopeptidase 2. Bases 122 to 1546 code for a protein of 474 amino acids. The record is from RefSeq and is a predicted model, not a curated record. Gene Ontology annotation, biological process: proteolysis. Lineage: Eukaryota; Metazoa; Arthropoda; Insecta; Hymenoptera; Formicidae. Gene Ontology annotation, molecular function: metalloaminopeptidase activity. The transcript is spliced from 6 exons.